Molecule: messenger RNA, 4332 nt
Organism: Acanthaster planci (crown-of-thorns starfish)
Lineage: Eukaryota; Metazoa; Echinodermata; Asteroidea; Valvatida; Acanthasteridae
Molecular function (GO): protein binding
Source: RefSeq, a predicted model, not a curated record
UCAGUUAAUAAUUGACCCGAGCAAAAAACCAUGAUAUCCACUGUGCCUUCAAUGUGAAAAUCUGUACCCGUGGAAAUUUAAACCCGUGAGGAGAGGGGACAGUUGGCCACUCCAUUUGUCAGUGAACGCAAUGUACAGAGCCAGCUAGUAGAUGCAGCAGUAGGUCUUCCCAUCCGCUUGCGCCAGGCAUGCAGUCUUGACAGAUCCUGGUGAGACCAGCUCAGCCCGGACCCUCGUGGUCUGUAGUCCCAAAAUCUGCUGAAGGUGCCGGCCAGUGGAGUCAGCAGAUUCGGGGUCGGUGCCUGGCAGUGUGCGGGGGGCUGGCAGACCGAUAGACAACCCACAAUGCAGCAGGAGGGACGAGUGCAGUUUCUCAAGUACCACCUUGGCAGCGUCAGGGGUGUGGCUUUCUGUCCUAAGGACCGCUACUUAUUCUGCUCAGGGGCAUUUGAUGGCAGGGUCAACUUGUACACAGCCCAGAAGUGUAUUCUGCUGCAGAGUUAUUCGGUAACAACCUUCAGCUUAGCCAGGAACAUACACGCUGUGCGCUUCACCAGCGAUGGCAGGAAGAUACUUGCGACGACGACUGCAGGGAAAUUAGCUGUGGUGGAUGUUGAGACUGGCGCUCAACUCCUAACAUAUGAGAGCUGUGCCUUCAACAGGAGAGAUCGCACUGGUCUGGCUGUGGACCCCAAGUGCCCUAAUACUGUCGUCUGCACUUGUGUCAAUGGCAAGGGUUUAGCUGUUUUUGAUUUGAGAAUGUCCAUCCCUCUUCUCUACAUCUAUGAUCUUCAUAGUGACAUUAUCAGAGACGUUACUUUUCUGGGGGACACAUGGCCAUGGUGCUCAGGGGAAACCACCUUUGUCACUGCAUCUGUUGAUGGACAUGGCAAGGUUGUCACGCUGGAUGGGAGAACACUACUUGACAUACCUGCUGGGACAGGCCUGCAUUGUGUGGACCCCACACCAGGGCCGUACAACGCCAUGGCCGAAGAUGGUUUCUCAAGCGUAAUCAUGUUCGGAGGGGGCGAAGUUUGUGCGUACCUGCCAGACGCCGGGGUACAAGAAACUCUCAGAGAGAGUGGGGAUGAUGCAAUAUGGAAACUCAAGUAUACCUCCAACGGAAGUAUGCUGUACACAGCCUGUGAGAACGGGGUAAUAAGAAGAUAUCGACGGUACCCAGACCGACACAAAUACCUCGGGGAAGUGUUCAAGCACAAGGCUGAUGUGCAAGAUAUGGACAUCUCGCCCUAUGACGAAUACUUGGUGACAGCCUCGAAGGACCGGUCUGUGGGGAUCAUCAAGUUGGGUCUGCCGAAUCACGGGUGCACGGAGUACGGUGAAUUCACAUGAUAGCCAUGCCAGGACCUCAGCUAGACUAGCAGAUUGACAGUUCUUUUUUUCUUUUUUAUUUAGAUUAGUUGCCAUGGUAACCUAGUGUUACAAGUUGCCCGGUCACGGAGCCUUUGAAAUUGUGAAAGAAAAGCCAAUGGUGAUGUUGUAGUUACUAGUGAGAGAUCAGAUAAAACCUAAGAAGUCUUGUAAUAUGUUUGUUUGUUUGUUUGUUGGGGUGUUGGUGUGUUUGUUUGUUUGUUUUGUUUGUUUGUCAGGUUGUUUGCUUGUUGUUGUUGUUUUUCCCCAGCCUGAAGUCAGAUUUUUGAACAGAACUGUGCAAAGGCUUGCCCAAAGCAGGACUUGUGUUUGUCAAGUUAAAUUUUCAUAUGCACUUUAUGCCAAUAUAUUGGCUCUGAAGCCUGAAUGAUUUCAUCAAAGAUUGCUUGUGCUUUCUGGUAACCAAAAGCUGAAAGGUUUAAACCAAGGGAGUCACAUUUUGGUGUGCACUGGAAUAUUAUGUUACUUUUUACAGAGAGGGAGGCCUUCAAAAGUUUAUCAGUUUCAGUGCAUAUCAUAGCCAAAAUUUUGUCAUGGCAACAUACGGUCCUAUAUCAUACACCAAACCUGCCAUGCAGACCCAAGAAAUAAGAAGUUGGACUCAUCAAGUGCCUAUAAAUUUUUUCAUCAGUCCAACCCGGUGUGGCUGCAUUAGAGCAAUAUUCAUUUUGGUUACAGUUUGAUUCGGUUGCCUGGGUUACCUAUCCGUUGUGGUCGCCUUUGAAGCAAACAGCAAGUGCAGGGGAACGAGUUUGUGAAGUAAAUUGAUGUUAUUGAGCAUAUGAAAACAACUGCCGCAACUCUUGAUUUGGGAGAGAAGAACGGCCACCAGUUCCAUGAAAUGUAAAUCUACUCAAAUAUUUCCGUUCGUACUUUGUUUUUUGGUGUAUCUCUUGUGGGUCAAACACAAGUUAAUAAAAGUUUGAGUUGAACAUAGUGCUGGCACAAUUCCCUGUUUGGGUGGGAUUGAGGAAAGAAUGAUUCAAACUUUAUACUUCAGGUUAUUUGAGAGAGGUAAAAGAGAAUGUUGAAAUGUGUAGACUUGGAAUGAAAUGUAACAGAUUUGCACAGAACUCAAGUUUGUAAAUAUUAACACUUGUAAUCAAAAGAUGACAUUGAAGAGUUGGCCGUGGAAGGCAACUGAUCAGGCUCUCUGGUAGAUCCACAUGACAUGUCGGUAGAAACGUAAAGGUAGCUCAUACAAAGGAAAUUUCAUGGGGAGGGGGCUAAAAUGAACCUGUUCGGGAUUUUCCUGAAGUAUUACUGCAAAGAGUAUUGGGGGUGGCCGUGAUGGCAUAGUUCCAGCUCAGUUAUCUGUUUCAGUGCAUAUCAUAGCCAAAAUGUUGUCAUGGCAACAUAUGGUCCAAUAUCAUACACCAAACCUGCCAUGCAGACCCAAGAAAUAAGAAGUUCAGCUCAAUAAAUCCCUGUUUCAAAAGUUAUGCACUUCUUGUCAUUUAUGAGAAAGUCAAUUCUGACAAAUCCAUGGUUACAGGAAACGGUAAAGCAAGCUCAACUGCAUUGACCAAUUUGAGAUGGUACAUCAAGUCAUGAAAGUGAAACAUAUUUUGAGACGAGCAAAUUUCUUGGUGCUUGUUUUGCAAUUUCCCACAGCAAGCUUUCUUUGUCAGGGAUUAGUUGGUUUAACAGGAAAUGUUAAAGUAAUCUCGAAGAUUACAUUUUUACUUUAAGUUCUGGAAUAUAAAUCUUAAUUUUCUGUCUAGUUGUUUGAGUCUACAAGAGAGCCUGACCAAGUGAAAUUCGGAGUGGAAGAAACUUUUUUUGGUUUUCCAAGUUUUAUUGAAAUGUAAUCAUAGGCACAUAUUUGUGAUCUCAAAGAGUAAUUUUUUUUUGUAAAUACAAUCGGAACAACAAACAAGAUCUGCAGUAUUUUGUAUUUGAUACACAUUGCCAUUAUAAAAAGCACAACUUUGUUGAAUGAGAUGAAAGGAGUAAAAGUGAUAAAUUUCAGAGGAAAAAGAAGUGUGAAUAUUAAUCCAAAGGUUGGGGAAUGUAGCCUACUGUUGUUAUCAUCAGAACACCGGUAUAAAAAUGUCAACCACUGGCUCGGCAUAUCUGGGAGGGGAGAACACCAUAAAUACAUUUUGAAAUAAAAACACUUAAGUCUGAGUUGAGUUUGCAUUGAUGAAUUCCCAUGUAUGAAAUUUAAGAGGAACCAUCAAAUGUAUAUUUGCAUUCUUAAUAUCAAAUACAGAGUGCAUGUCAACUUGUGAACGGAAAUUUCUUGGUUACUGUGCCAGUUCGCCCUCAGUAUUGGAAGUCUUGAGCAACACCUUUUAUCUGGAACGAUAGCCCCCACCCCACUCCCAAAUGGUGCUCAAGUCAAAAAAACUUCACAAGACGUUUCUAUUACUCUUUUGGAUCAGUUCUCAACAGUCUAAUACACAGAUCGGUGACAUCUUAUUCAGGGAACAUUUCAUGUUUGCCAACAGUACUGUACUGUUUGUCUAACAUCUUCACAUAUCUUUCAGCUGCCUGAACUAUCUUGAGUGCAAUGGCGGCAUUACAGAGCAAUGCAAAUGACUUAAGUGCAUCUUUAAAAUUGAAGAGGAGUUUUUUUUUUUAAUGUUUAGUUGUCUGUUUUGUCUUGGUAUGGAGUUCAUUAUUUGUUAAUGAUACACUAUGCCAAGUUGACUCAUUGUCAUAGCUGUUUUCUUGGGUAUCAACCUGUAAAUGUUUUCAACAGAAGUGUGAGCAUGAUGCAAGAAUGAUGUUGAAAAUCUGUCACUGAAAGCAUUGGCAAGAGUAGAACAACUCAUCAGUCCAGAUGUAACUUGGGAUUUUUUUAGGGUUGAUUAAAUACUCUUAACUCGGAUCAGAAGGACUCGUGCAGAGGGUUAAAUCUAAAAUAUUCUAUCAAAAGCUUUCUUUGGACUGAACAGUCUGCAGUGAGAGAAGCCGACAAAGACUGGAUAUUCA